Vombatus ursinus (common wombat) is the source of this 2619-nucleotide messenger RNA. It is a transcript of the gene KCNB1, whose product is annotated as potassium voltage-gated channel subfamily B member 1. The record is from RefSeq and is a predicted model, not a curated record. Gene Ontology annotation, cellular component: membrane; voltage-gated potassium channel complex. The transcript has 2 exons. Gene Ontology annotation, biological process: protein homooligomerization; potassium ion transmembrane transport. Bases 1 to 2619 code for a protein of 872 amino acids. NCBI's taxonomy places the organism in Eukaryota, Metazoa, Chordata, Mammalia, Diprotodontia, Vombatidae. Gene Ontology annotation, molecular function: delayed rectifier potassium channel activity; protein binding.
AUGCCGUCGGGCAUGACGAAGCAUGGCUCGCGUUCCACCACCUCCCUGCCGCCGGACCCCAUGGAGAUCAUCCGGAGCAAGGCAUGCUCCCGUCGAGUCAAACUGAACGUCGGGGGACUGGCCCACGAGGUCCUGUGGCGGACCCUGGACCGCCUGCCCCGCACACGGCUGGGUCGACUCAGAGACUGUAACACUCACGACUCACUCAUGGACGUCUGCGAUGAUUACAGCCUGGACGGCAACGAGUACUUCUUCGAUCGUCACCCGGGAGCCUUCACAUCCAUUCUGAACUUCUACCGCACUGGCAAGCUGCACAUGAUGGAAGAAAUGUGUGCGCUCUCCUUCAGCCAAGAACUGGACUACUGGGGAAUCGAUGAGAUCUACCUAGAGUCCUGCUGCCAGGCUAGGUACCACCAGAAAAAGGAGCAAAUGAAUGAAGAGUUGAAGAGAGAGGCAGAGACCCUGCGGGAGCGAGAGGGAGAGGAGUUUGACAACACGUGCUGCGCUGAAAAGAGGAAGAAGUUAUGGGACCUACUGGAGAAGCCCAACUCCUCUGUGGCUGCCAAGAUCCUGGCCAUUAUCUCCAUCAUGUUCAUAGUCCUCUCAACCAUCGCCUUGUCGCUCAAUACGCUUCCCGAGCUUCAGAGCCUUGAUGAGUUUGGACAAAGCACUGACAACCCCCAGCUGGCCCACGUGGAGGCUGUGUGCAUUGCCUGGUUCACCAUGGAAUACCUCCUGCGAUUCCUGUCCUCACCGAAGAAGUGGAAGUUCUUCAAGGGCCCACUCAACGCUAUUGACUUGCUGGCCAUUUUGCCCUACUAUGUCACCAUCUUCCUCACUGAGUCCAACAAGAGCGUGCUACAGUUUCAGAACGUGCGCCGGGUUGUGCAGAUCUUCCGAAUCAUGAGAAUCCUGAGGAUUCUCAAACUUGCCCGGCACUCAACCGGCCUGCAGUCUUUGGGGUUCACCCUCCGGCGGAGCUACAAUGAGCUCGGUUUACUCAUCCUCUUCUUAGCCAUGGGCAUCAUGAUCUUCUCCAGCCUGGUUUUCUUUGCUGAGAAGGAUGAGGAUGACACCAAGUUCAAGAGCAUCCCUGCUUCCUUCUGGUGGGCUACCAUCACCAUGACCACUGUAGGUUAUGGAGACAUCUACCCCAAAACCCUCUUGGGUAAAAUCGUAGGGGGGUUGUGCUGCAUUGCAGGGGUCUUGGUGAUUGCUCUUCCCAUCCCUAUCAUCGUCAACAACUUCUCUGAGUUCUACAAGGAGCAGAAGAGACAAGAAAAAGCCAUCAAGCGCCGGGAAGCCCUGGAGAGAGCCAAGAGAAACGGUAGCAUUGUUUCCAUGAACAUGAAGGAUGCUUUUGCCCGAAGUAUAGAAAUGAUGGACAUUGUGGUGGAAAAGAAUGGGGAGACCCUCGGAAAGAAGGACAAAGUCCAAGACAACCACUUGUCUCCUAACAAGUGGAAGUGGACAAAGAGGACUCUGUCUGAAACUAGCUCUAGUAAGUCCUUUGAAACAAAAGAGCAGGGGUCUCCAGAGAAGGCCAGAUCAUCAUGCAGCCCCCAGCACCUGAAUGUUCAGCAGCUAGAAGACAUGUACAACAAGAUGGCCAAGACUCAGUCUCAGCCAAACCUCAACACGAAGGAGUCAGCUCAGCAGAGCAAACACAAGGAAGAACUUGAAAUGGACAGCAUCCCAGGUCCUGUGGUACCCCUCCUGCCCGCACGCACAGAAGGGGUGAUUGACAUGCGCAGCAUGUCCAGCAUCGAUAGCUUCAUCAGCUGUGCAACAGACUUUCCAGAAUCCAGCAGGUUCUCCCACAGCCCACUGGCAUCCCUCUCUAGCAAGACAAGUGGCCCUGUGGCCCAGGAACUCAGCUGGCGGGGCCCUCCAGACUCUGGUGGGAGCAGGUUGUCAGACUCCAACCCGACCCCAGAUGGCAGCCAACACUCCAGCUUCUUUAUUGAGAGUCCCAAGAGUUCCAUGAAGACGAAUAACCCCUUGAAACUCCGGUCACUGAAAGUCAAUUUCAUGGAGGGGGACCAAGGCUCAACCUUGCCUAUGGGCAGCAUCCUGGGGAUCUAUCCAGAUCCUCUCAGAAACCGGGGUGGUGCCACCAUCGCUGGCCUUGAGAGUGCUAUGCUCCCGGAUCGAUCCUUGCUGAGCCCAGAGUCCUCUGUCUACACCACAGCAAGUGCCAGGACACCCCCCAAAUCCCCUGAGAAACAUGCAGCAAUAGCAUUCAACUUCCAUGAUGCCAGUAUCCAUCAAUACAUCGAUGCAGACACUGACGAUGAAGGGCAGCUCCUCUACAGUGUGGACUCCAGUCCCCCGAAGAGCCUUCACAGCAACACCAGUCCAAAGUACAGCAUCACCAACAGUGGGUUCCUCAGGCAAAGAGACAGUGUGCACAGGUCGGACAAGAACCACCAGGAGCUUUCCCCCUUACCCACCUCGCCCAAGUUUCUAGGGCAGAACUGUAUUUAUUCCAUGGAAGCAUUGACUGGAAAGAAUCAGAGAAGUCAAGAAAAGGGCAAACUAGAUAAUCACAUAUCCCCAGAGGUCCGUGUGCUGCCAGGGGGUGGAGGACAGGGAAGCACAAAGGAUCCAAGCAUCUGA